AUGGCGCGAACAGAGCAGGAGCGCUGUGGAUGCGUCACAGGUUUGUGGUCUCUCUUUCGACCGAAAAAGGCGCACAAGGGCGACAACAAGGUCCAAGCUCAGGCAGUCUCGGGAGAAGCCAUGGACGCGGCCGCCUUGAAGUUGAAGGAACUCAGGCGCGAGGAGAAUCAAGAGAAGAAAGCCAAGCAGUUGAAGGAGGAGGAUCCGAUGAAGCCGACGAAGCCGAUCAAGCUGGAACAAGAGGAGAACAACAAGGAGAAUCAAGAGAAGAAACUGAAGAAGGAGGAGCAAGAAAAGAAAGCCGAGCAGGAGGAGGAGCAAGAGAAGAAAGCUGAGCAGCUGAACGAGGAGGAGCAAGAGAAGCCGAACGAGGAGGAGAAAGAAGCCGAUCAGACGAAGGAACUCAGGCGCGAGGUGAAACAGGAGCAAGGUCACAAGGAGCAGUCGCAGCUGGAACGAGAGGAGAAGAAUCAGCCGAAUCAGCCGAUCAAGCCAAUCAAGCCGAUGAAGCAAGAGCUGGAACAGGAGGAGCAGCAGCGGAUGAAGCCGAUGCAGCAGCAGUUGGAACAAGAGGAGGAGCAGACGAUCAAGCCGAUCAAGCAGCCGCUGGAACGAGAAGAGGAUCAGAUGAAGCAGCAGAAGAAUGACAAGCCCAAGCAGGAGGAACAGCGACCCAAGCCAAUUCGACUGCCAGCCGGAGGUCGUCGUCCAGGUUCCAGGCCAAAGAUGGUUCGCUUCUCUUCCUCAGCGGAGGACAUUCUUCCCGACGGCACCCGACGGCGGAGUGAAACCCAUCUUAGCGAUGGCCGAGGGGGAUAUGUUGAGUUCGCAUAUCUCGAAGCUUUCCACAAGGCAAACCGGUGGCUAAACCAGAGGGGGAAAACCGAGAAGAAGAUCCGCAGCUUGGAAGAGGAAAAGUACGAGGAAACGGAAGAGGAAGACGAGGAAAAGUCUUGGAGUGUUAGCGCGCUCCGGAUUCUGAUCAGACUCACCGAGCAGCUUUACGAGGAGCUCAACGGCAAAUCCAGCGACCGAGAGAGGAUCAAGCGAGCGCGGAAGAUGAUGAGGCUCCAGAAAAUGCUGGAUAGGAUCCCGAGUGAGAGGAAACCCUGGAAGAAGCUUCAGUCCGGCGAGGUGGUCUUCGUGAAGGUGGCAAAAGAACUAUAUGAUCGUGCGGGGAGAGAUUUUGUUGCCGAAUUCAAGAGGAGACAGAGAGCUGGAGUGAACGAUGAGUGUUUGUUUUGUCGGAACCAUGAUGGCGAGAAGAUGAUCGGCCAGGAUGCAGUCUCACCGAGGGAUCAAGACGACAUUGCUGCAAGGAAACUCACAAAGCGAGAAGACCGCUUUCCAGUCGACGGAGAUGAGACAGGAGCUACUGCUGCGAGCUAUCUAGUUGACGGAGACUUUGAAAACGGGUCAGGGCUGUCCAGGAAUGCUCGUACAGCUGCUCGGGUGAAAGUAUCAGGAAAGAACUCUGUUCUGGUAUCUGCUGGAGCGAACUCUAAGACGACUAGGCCCUGGGUUUACCUGAAAAGAGAACACGAACAAACUGUUCUAAGCACGUCGAAGAAACGAGAAAUGAAGUUACGAGCUCGAGAAGUUGGCUGCAAGGAUUGGUCAACUCGAGGCCAGUGCUCGGACUCUAGCAUCGGAGAAGCCAACUCUCGAGAGUCAAAUCCGGAAGUUGGAGCUGCGAGCCAAAUCUCCAAGAAAAGACCAGCCUCCACACAAUGGAUCAAGUUGGGCCACACUCUACAGUGUCUGGAGCAAGGAGGGAUCUAUCUUAUCGGCUUUCCAGUGGACGGAGAUGAUUCAGGAGCGCCUGCUGCGGUAAGGCUGUCCAUGAUAGUAGCGAGGAACAACAGAAACCAGUGUCAGAUGGCUGCAAGAUGGCAAGAAGACGAUAUAGCUGAAGCUGCUCGUGACCGGGGUUUCGGAUGGCUGCGGAGACUAUAA
Molecule: messenger RNA, 1956 nt
Organism: Selaginella moellendorffii
Lineage: Eukaryota; Viridiplantae; Streptophyta; Lycopodiopsida; Selaginellales; Selaginellaceae
Product: trichohyalin
Exons: 9
Coding region: 1-1956 (651 amino acids)
Source: RefSeq, a predicted model, not a curated record